This is a messenger RNA of Gadus chalcogrammus (walleye pollock), 1242 nucleotides long. RefSeq names its product troponin I, slow skeletal muscle-like. The record is from RefSeq and is a predicted model, not a curated record. Gene Ontology annotation, cellular component: troponin complex. Gene Ontology annotation, biological process: muscle contraction. The transcript has 5 exons. NCBI's taxonomy places the organism in Eukaryota, Metazoa, Chordata, Actinopteri, Gadiformes, Gadidae. The coding region runs from base 33 to 581 and encodes 182 amino acids.
UAUGUGUGCACCUCUUGUAGCUGUGUGAACGUAUGUGUAAAGGUGCCGAUUUAUUGCCUCUCUUUCAGAAAAAAUCCAAAUACUCGGCAACGAGAAGACUUCUAUUGAAGGGCAAGCUAUUGAGGAAGGCCGAGGCCUUGCUGAUUGUUGAGCAGACAACCAAGGCUGCUGAGAGAGAAGCGAAGCUUAAGGAGAACUGUCCGCCCCUCAAACUAUCUGGCCUCACUGUGGAGGACCUUCAGGCGCUCCUCAAGACCAUGCACAAACAGAUUGACGUCCUCGAUGAAGACCGGUACGACCAAGAGGUGAAGGUUGCCAAGAAUGAGAACGAGAUCCAAGUUCUGACACAUAAGGUCCGGGAGCUGAAGGGGACGAAGAGGCCCAACCUGAAGAGGGUGAAGAAGACCGGGGACCUGGUGCUGAGCGGGGCCAAGCUGCCCGCCAAGUCGGACUUCAAGGUCGCCCUAAAGACAGUGAAGAAGGACGAGGAGAAGAAGGAGGAGGUGACUGACUGGCGUAAGAACGUGGAGGCCAUGUCUGGCAUGGAUGGGAGAAAGAAGAUGUUUACUGCUGCUCAGUAGGGAAAGAUCCACCGAUGUUCAGCGGCGUGACAACUCCCUCACAUUAAUUUCCAUAGUUCAGCGUGGUCUAAAUUGUACGCGCUAAUUGCUAGAUGAGGCUGCCAUAUGAAGAUAUGAAGAGAUUGAAAUAACCAUUUUUCUUUUUGUAAAGUGGAAUGUGUGACAUUUAAUUUAAACGCUUUGUACUGUUGUAAGAAAAAUAAUAGCAAUAGAAUAAAAUAAAGAAUAUAUUCAUACUGAAUUGAACUUGACGAACACAUUACGUUUAUCCACCGAAAGACUCAAUGAGGGAGUAUUCUGUGCGCUGCGGUGAUCGUCCUUCUAUACCUUUUGAACUGUGGGGGGCAGUAUAGGUCAGGAGGCAGACAUACAACAACACAGAGCACUUUGACAAAGUGUGACCGCUCUAGCAUUAUCUCCACCAGGGGGGGUGCCCCAAACAUGCCAAAACAUCAACGUCAACUUCUCUAAAAGUAAAGUUGAGGCAUAAAUACAGUUAUUUCUUGUCUCCCACUUAAUCUGGCCCAAGGUCAUGAGGUAGGUGUGUGUGUGUGUGUGUGUGUGUGUGUGUGUGUGUGUGUGUGUGUGUGUGUGUGUGUGUGUGUGUGUGUGUGUGUGUGUGUGUGUGUGUGUGUGUGUGUGUGUGUGUGUGGAGGAGGUA